This is a messenger RNA of Colletotrichum higginsianum IMI 349063, 1137 nucleotides long. Its product is annotated as Alcohol dehydrogenase GroES-like domain-containing protein. Gene Ontology annotation, molecular function: zinc ion binding; L-iditol 2-dehydrogenase (NAD+) activity. The transcript is spliced from 4 exons. The coding region runs from base 1 to 1137 and encodes 378 amino acids. NCBI's taxonomy places the organism in Eukaryota, Fungi, Ascomycota, Sordariomycetes, Glomerellales, Glomerellaceae. Gene Ontology annotation, biological process: D-sorbitol catabolic process. The record is from RefSeq and is a predicted model, not a curated record.
AUGUCCAGCGUUCAAGUACAGACCUCCGUCCUUCACGGCGCGAAGGACCUCAAGAUUGAACAAAGAGAACUCCCCGCCCUUGCGCCUGGCGAAGUCCAGAUCGCCGUCAAGGCCACAGGGCUUUGCGGCUCCGACCUGCACUACUUCAACCACUUCCGCAACGGCGACAUCCUCGUGCGGGAGCCCCUCACUCUGGGCCACGAGUCCAGCGGCGUCGUUACUGCUGUCGCCUCCGACGUCUCCAACCUCGCCGUAGGCGACCAUGUCGCACUUGAAGUUGGCCAACCAUGUGAGGCCUGCGAGCUUUGCGCCGCGGGACGGUAUAACAUCUGCAAAGGCAUGAAGUUCCGCAGUUCCGCAAAGGCGUUUCCCCACGCCCAGGGAACCCUCCAGGAGCUGGUCAAUCACCCGGCUAAGUGGUGUCAUAAGCUCCCCGAGUCCGUCUCCCUCGAGUUCGGCGCCCUUGCCGAGCCCCUCUCCGUCGCCAUGCAUGCCCGCGACCGCGCGAGGUUACCCGGCGGCUCAACCGUGCUCGUCUUCGGCGCCGGCGCCGUAGGCCUGCUGUGCGCCGCCGUCAGCAAAGCCGACCAGCAGCGCGUCGUCAUCGCCGACAUCCAGGCAGACCGUGUCCAAUUCGCCCUCGACAACGGCUUCGCUGAUGCCGGCGUCGUGGUGCCGGCGCUGCGCCCGCAGACGAUUGAGGACAAGCUGGCCUACGCCAAGGAUGUGGCCGAGUUGGUCAAGCAGGCCAACAUCGGUGGUGAGGAGGUCGGGGAAGUGAAUGCGACGUACGAAUGUACCGGUGUUGAGACCUGCAUGCAGACAGCCAUCUUUGCCACUCGCCCAGGCGGAAAGAUCCUCAUCAUCGGCAUGGGUACGCCGAUCCAGACUCUCCCCAUCUCGGCCGCUGCGCUGCGCGAGGUCGACUUUAUCGGUGUCUUCCGCUACGCAAACACGUACCCGAAAGCCAUCGACCUGAUCGCAACCAAACCCAAGGGUUUGCCGGCGCUCGAGAAACUGUUCACACAUCGCUUCAAGGGGUUGAAGACCAUCCAGGACGCUUUUGAUAUGGCGGGCAAGGUCAAGGACGAAAGCGGGAACUUGGUAUUGAAGGUUCUAGUAGACACGUCCGGUUAG